CCCCGCCCUCCCCACCGCUUCCGCCCACUGUCGAAGCGCCGGUUGAGAAACAAAAACGUUCACGUGUGCUUGUGCAGUUUGUGUGUUCCUCCAGCCUAUGCAGCUGUUUGCUCCUCGGCCUUCGAGGACGCGGUGCAGGCACUGCGUCUGCGCCGGCUCGCGGAGCUCUUCGAGGCCGUGGCGCAGGUGCGUUUCGCGCCCUCCGAGUGCACGCUGCAGGACAGGUGCCUCGUGGCCGGCGCGGCGCCGUUGCCUGAGGGCAUCCUGGCGCACGGGGAAGCCUCCCGCGACGGCGGCUUCCUGCGGCGGCUGCGCGCCGGCGCGGCCGAGCUGCUGGCCGACGGGGGCCCGAUGGACUGCCGCCCGAAGGGGCUGAAGUCGGCCAAGUACGACUUCGACUAUACCCGGAGGAGGGAAAUUACCGCUGCUCGUCCAGGAGAGCCCUCGUCGCCACGGCGGGAUUUUCCGUGGAGCCCUGGUCGGAACGCACCCCAAGAGAGGCCCGGGGAGUAGUGGUAUCG
Messenger RNA from Prorocentrum cordatum, 521 nucleotides. The record is from the annotation of a GenBank genome assembly. NCBI's taxonomy places the organism in Eukaryota, Dinophyceae, Prorocentrales, Prorocentraceae.